AUCAAAUGCAGAACAGGUUAGAUGAGUCCAGGUGAGGCAGGAAGCAGUUUAGGGUAAUUUCUUGACUUCAGUGAAACUGAGAAGUAAAUGUGUUCCACAUGACAAACUAUUAGCUAGCUUAUUCUUCUGUUAAAGACCGAGGACAGAACACACACACGGAUUUCAGCUCAGCUCGGCUUUUGAAGAUUUGGAAGUAGAAGUACCCUGCAGAGCCACAUCGCAGAUAUGACACCAGCCACAGUGAGGACAUGGCAUACACCAAAGCACAUGCCAGUCAUGGUAGAUCCACACACCCCCAGGAACUGGAAGGUGAGGAUCAGCUAGCUUCUAUUGAUCUGGAAUGGGAGAUGGAAAAGGAGCUGGAAGAGCCCGGGCUGGACAACUUCCGAUUAGAGUGUGCAGACUCACAGACCUUGGGAAACUCAUCCAGUGGUGAAAUGAAUCCAGAGUUUAUCCAGCCAUCGGUGUCUCCUCACGGACGCUUCCAGAGACUACAUGAGGACCCCAACUACGUCUUGCAGUACAGUGGGACUGUUCCCAAGGUGCACAAGAUAAGUGUUACCUGCAUUCUCAAAUACGUGCUAUUAGGAGCAGGAGCCUUCUUCCUGGGACUGCUGAUUGGUCUACAUGCUAAACGAACUGAGGAGCAGCCUGCCAUGCCCGCUACAAGCACAGAUAUACUGGAAAAGGUCAUUCAAAGCAUCACUGCAGAAAAGAUCCAGACAAUAAAAAGUGAUUUCGAUUCCGUAGCUGGACUCGACGAGGAAGCCCGGGUUAGGUAUCUUGCUCGGCGCUGGGAGGAGUUCGGACUGAAGAACGUCCAGCUGAUCAAUUACACCGUCCUCGUCAGCUCCCCUGGAUCCUCUCCGAAUACCAUCACUGAUCUGGCAAAAACGCAGUGUUUCCUGCCGAGUGGAGCAGUCUGUGACUCAAAUACCCAAAUAGCCAUCAAUGAGUCCUUUGCCUUUGCAGCCUACUCAUCUGUGGGAAUUCUAGAGGCAGAGUUGGUGGACGUACAGUAUGGAAGUUCUGAAGAUUUGAGGCUAAUCCGAACUAAGAUGAACGUGACCAAUAAAAUCGCUCUGCUUAAAAUCGGACCAGUGCCUUUACUCAACACGCUUUCUCUCCUGGCUGAUAUGGGCUUCGGUGCUUGUCUCAUUUAUGUGGAUCCCUGUGAUGUCCCUGAGGAUCAGCCAUUACUGCAGAAGGCAUUCGGGGUGACAUUAAACCCAGGAGGAGACCCAUCAACCCCAGACUACCCCAGCAUAGAUGGCAGUUUCAGGGCAGAUCGUCGGAAUUUAACGUCCCUGUUGGUGCAGCCCAUAUCGAGCAAGCUAGCCAAAGAGCUGCUCUCUGCACCCAGUGAUGGACACAGCCAACCUUGUGUUCCUAUGAAAAUGGCACCAAGCUCAGGACAAAGGAUUAUAAAGCUAAGCAUUGGAUCUCAAACGUCAUACAGAAGAGUAUUUAAUGUCGUUGGAUAUCUGAGAGGAGAGAUUAAUCCAGAUAGAUACGUCCUUGUUGGCGCUCAUCACAGUAGCUGGUAUGAGGGCGGCCUGGCAGACUGGAGCAGUGGUGCUGCGGUCAUCUCUCAAAUCAUCGACUCCUUAACAGCCCAGACCAGUGCACACUGGCGGCCGGACCGUACUAUUGUCUUCUGCUCGAUGGGGGGCUCUGCCCUCGGCAACGUGGGCUCCUUUGAAUGGGGGGAGGCAAACAAGGUGGUUUUGGAGAACACAGUAGUGGCCUAUGUCAGCCUCCAUAAUCCAGUUAGAGCAUACGGACCACAAUCUACAGCAUCACCAUCUCUGCUGCAACUGGCUUCAGACAUCCAUAAGAAACAUAUAAAAAGUUGCCUGCAUGCUGGAAGCUGCCCUGGCCUGAACAUCAGCUCUCUGCAGUGUCCUGCGGUCAUGGACUUCUUCACCAGUCAGCUUGCUGCUCCACUGGUGGAGUUUGCAACAUCAGCCAAUCCAGCUGAGAGCGCUCGCUUCCUCUCCGAGGCUUUUUUCCCCUUCGAGUCGUCGUUAGCGGAGACCUUGGACCCCGCCUUCGGACUUCACGAGACAGUUGCAAAGAUGACGGCAGAGGCCAUCCUGCGACUUGCUACUGAUCCUGUUCUUCCCUUCUCGCCCUUGGACAUAGCACUGGACAUUCAAAAUAAACUCAAAGAUGACCCCUUAAUCAGACCCGAUCUUCUGGCUGCUGCUGCAUCCUUGCGAGACAAUUCCGGCUUUUUCCAGUCAGAAAUCAUGCGUCCAGCCAAUGACCCGAAGGAGCGUGACCCUUCCCAUGUGCGCAUGCUGAAUGACGUACUGCGAGACCUGGAGAAAAGCUUCCUCAUUUCAGACCCACCUCAGGGCUUUUCGCGGAACAUUCUAUAUGGAAUGAAUACAAAAACUCAAGGCUUUGCCAUCUUGAUGUCCUCUGCAGAAGGCUCUGAACACAGCAGCGCGAAUCGGUCUUUGUCCCAGGUGUUUAAUUCCAUCUGCUCAGCUGAAAAGCUCAUCCAAAGCGGUCUCCAGCUCUUUGAGAAUGACCCUAAUAGCUCACUUUGAAACAAUCACAGCAAAAUGGUGCAAGCUCAGAACCAGGCUUUGUCAGGCAUGAAAGCAGUUCAAAUGCUUGAUAAAGGAAUACGAGGAGGAGACUCCUCCUCACAUGCACUUCCAGAGAAAUCAGAUAUUUGAAGCUACUUGUGUUUCAGAGUUCUUUUAUAAGUCUUUUUCAUGGGUCCAGAUAUGUCUUUCACCAAUAUGAUGGUACAUUAUAUUUUCUCUUCUCAAGGGGUUUACCUUUCAUUUCUAUACAAGUCAUUUUUAUUAGAUACAAGAAUUUUGUCCUCAGGGUGACUAAGCAUUUUUCAACUCAGGGAAGGAGAAUUAAUAUUUUUAAAAUGUAUUUGAAUUCAUAUUUUUAUUAACUCUAUUUAUUACACAAGUAAUUAAUUUUUUAUAGUUUCCAAACAAGGGCUGACUGGCCACUGGGAAAUUUUCUAUUUUUUUCUCUCAUGCACAAUCUCCUGACUUAAUUAAGAUGUGUGCUUGUAAGAAUGACACUUUUUAUUGUUUGUCUCUCAGAAUCUCAGAAUUUACUAAGCGGCUGAAAGGAAAAUUUUGGCUGCAAGGAUAUGACUAGCUAGAAAAUUGGACCGUGGUGAGACCGUCCAUUUCUAAAACAAUGAACAAACAAACUUAAUAUUAUCUAAGAAGGCUAUUUUUUUAUACAUAACCUUUUUAUUGGCAUCAUACUGUAUGACUGUGUAUUUAUUGUAUAAUAUACAUAAAUUGUAUAAUUUAUGUCACACUGGGAUUCCUGGAAAUGUGAAAAACUAGAAAAACAAUUGUACUUAACAAAAUCUUCAAUUUUGAUCCCUGCAUUAGUUUCAUUUUUAGACAGACACUUUAAAGCAUGCCUACAGGGUGAUUUUUCCCCAGUCCAUCACUGUGUCAAAGUAUAUGCCCCCUUGGAGCAGCUGAGGGAAACAGGACAUCUUGACAGUGUUAGUGUAGGAAGUUUGGGAUUUCAACUCACAAAACAGCGUAUGCUCUUCCACAUUGUUGACAGGUUCAGUGAAACUGGGCAGCAUAAGAUUGGAAAAAGACCACGCAACAUUUCAGUUAUCUAGUUUGAGUGAACCUAUCCCCACUGUAGGCUCAGAUUCCUGUUUUUUGGCUGACAGGAGUGAAAUCUGAUACGUUGUACAUUUUCAGACUCAUUUCAGCUCACCACAGUUGGUUAUUUGUGUUAAUGUAGCCGCCCUGUCAGCUCGAUCCGGUCUGGCUAUCCUUCACUGACCUCUCUCAUCAACAAGCCAUUUCUGAAACCCAGCACUAGCCCUCACUGGAUGUUUUAGCUGCUCAGUGGAUAUUAUUUUUGCCCUUUUGUGUAAAAUCUAGACACGUUACGUGUAAAAAUCCUGCAGCCCUUACAUAACCAACAACCAAAGUCACUGAGAUCACAUUUUCCUUCAUUCUGAUGUUUUAUGUCAACAUUAUUUGAAGUUAUUGGCCUGUAUCUGCAUGAUUUCAUGCAUUAUGGUGCCACCACGUGAUUGGCUGACUGGAUAAUUGCAUGAAUGACAAGGUGUACAGGUUGUUGAGUGCACAUGGCAUAAAGCUGUGUUCACACAUGCAGCGAUUUUAUGGCUGUAAAUUGCUAGUUGCUGUACUAUGAAGCUGUUAGUAGGUGUUUUCUAUUACUGGUUGCCAUAGUGAUAACAUUUAUCAUUGAGUGGUGCCGUUUUCUUGCCACUAAGAUGAAACAUUCUGGAGGAAGUUUUGGUGUUUGUGUAUAAAAUUCAGCUCUAGUGUAUAUCUGCAUCAUAUCAUAUGAGAUGAAGGAGAAGCAGUGCGUGAACUUUGGCAUGGAUCACAUGGACUGUCUUCACUCCCAUUUUCAGUCGCUCUAUAUUUACAUAAAUGUUAGAUUUCCCCACUUUCACCAGCUUACAGUAAAAUAAAUGAUCUGUAGUCAAGUCACUGUAUGUAUCAACAUAUCCAAAGACAUCAGUCAAAGAAAAUAGCAAAAGUAUGAACCACUGUACAUUCACAUGGCUGUGUGUUUUCCAGGCUUCCAGGUGAUUAUAUACAAUUUACUCUUCUUGGGCAGCGUAUUUUUUCUGGGCAAGUAUUUACAUUACAUUUACAUUAAAGACGACAAUAAAGAAGGGUUUUUAUCAUGUAUUGAUGUUUCUACAGUUAAAUAGCUUGUUAUUUUAUUCUCAGCAUUUGUACUAUUGUGUUUAGGAAGAGUUAAAAAUAUGCAUCUGUCAGCAUUUUUUUUUUUUUUUUUUUUACAAUGGUGGAAUUUUUGAAUAGAUGAUUUAGGAAUGCUUCAGGGAAUUUAGUUUGGCCGUGAGCUUUUCAUUAUUGAAGUGCUUUCAAUCAAAUGCUUAGAUUUGAAAAUAUCAACUCUGUACACUUGUGGUUGUUGUUGUUUUUUUCUCCUGGUGACAUGUAUGAGCCAAUAACUGGUACUUAUUUUCAAUUCUGAAAUUUAUUUAUUAAUAAAAAACAAAACAAACCUGUGUUACUCGAGGCACUACUCCUUAUUUUCUUUGAGGCAAUGAUGCAAUCUGGAUCUAUCUGCUUAGCGACAUCAUUAGGUCAAAAAAAGUGUGUUUGCAGAUAUGCAAUAAUGAACAGUUUGUGAUAAAUUUGUUAUCACUGUAAGUAAUAAAUGAUCAAAUCUGCGCUAAAAUAGUAAGGAGUAAACUGACAGCUUGUUAUUUUGCCUCUGGCCAUUUUCUUCUCCAGCGUGUACAUACAGAAGGAAUAAUUACAUGUACUUGCUGUUUGUGUUCCUGAUGGUUGUUUAUUGAAAUGAUCAUAGGAAUCUCAAAUCAGAUUUUUCUUACUCUGUACAAUAUUUAUGUGGUGUUCUGUUAUAUAUCAGAAUAGAGAUGUAAUUAAGACAGACUGCACUGUAUGUUGUUUUUUGGUUUAAUUUUUCCUGUGGAAUAUGAAAGUGUAAAUUAAACAAUAAAAAGCCUGACACGAAGGCUGUCAGCUCGACAGUAAUAAAACACACAGCUCUUAAUUAACACUGCUAUAAAGUAGUACAGUAGAAAGAGCUAAUUGUGUUUUUUGUUAACAUAGUUAAUUAAUAUAAGUUUCAAUAUAUUUACCAUUAAAUACUUAACACAC
Molecule: messenger RNA, 5648 nt
Organism: Hemibagrus wyckioides
Lineage: Eukaryota; Metazoa; Chordata; Actinopteri; Siluriformes; Bagridae
Product: inactive N-acetylated-alpha-linked acidic dipeptidase-like protein 2
Exons: 15
Coding region: 249-2558 (769 amino acids)
Source: RefSeq, a predicted model, not a curated record